This is a messenger RNA of Paracoccidioides brasiliensis Pb18, 2916 nucleotides long. Its product is annotated as MutS family protein MSH5. Gene Ontology annotation, biological process: chiasma assembly; mismatch repair. Gene Ontology annotation, molecular function: ATP-dependent DNA damage sensor activity; ATP binding; mismatched DNA binding. The record is from RefSeq and is a predicted model, not a curated record. The transcript is spliced from 17 exons. The coding region runs from base 1 to 2916 and encodes 971 amino acids. Gene Ontology annotation, cellular component: nucleus.
AUGGCGUCGUCACCCUCAAGGAGGAGGAGAGGGGGAUUCCAUUCCUCUCGUGGUAGCCAACAUCUGGUAACGAGGCACCGCCAACGAUCAUUCAACCAGAACUCUGGUAGUAGACGUGAUCGGAUAGCAUCAUCUGCGAGGGCGUCCUUAACUGCGGUACGCACUGAGAAUUCUGCUGCUAGCGAAAUAUUAAGUGAAUUUGGUCCGGAACAGGUCAAUGGCGGUGAGAAGGAGCAGGAUGAAAAUGAAGACCUGUGUCAGGUGGUGAUGGCUUUGGAUAUGAAAGAAAGGGGAAGUGUUGGUUGUUGCUAUUAUGUCGCGAACGAGGCAAAGAUAUAUCUACUUGAGGAUAUUGCUUCUGGGGGACAGGAGGUAAUUGAGAUGUUAAAGCUUGAUGUGGAACCAACACUGGUUCUGCUCUCAACUCGUGCGGACCAAAACACAGACGCAUUGAAACAGGGUGUGCAAGAUCUUCAAAUGAACAGUGAUGAUCAAUUCCAACUACCCUAUCACGUCGAUGUUCGACCAGUGCAGGAGUUUAGCUUCGAGUGUGCAAAGCUCAGGCUUGCUGGCCUUCAACUUGAUCCCAGUAGAGGCGAUACACAAUUUUUUGUCCCUAGCGAUGCCUUUUCGCUGAAUCAAAAUGGCGGCGAAACCGAUCUGGGCUUUACCGAUCAACAGGGAAAGUUACUAAACCUUUCUGGUUUUAUUGACAUGAACAAUCGUAUAUCUAUUGGGUGUGCCGGUGCUAUCGUUACGUACUUGCAGAGAAUACGUGCAACAGAGUGCUUAUCGCGAGACCACUCCGGGAAUGAAGGAUUUAACGUUCAGUCCGUUGAAAUACGGAGCCUGAAAGGAACAAUGUUUGCCAAUACGGAUACACUCACGUCGCUCCAGGUGAUCCAAUCUGAGUCUCAUCCCAAUGCAUUCAACCAAGGGCCCGGAAAGACUUCAUCUGGAUCUAAGGAGAGCCUGUCAAUAUUUGGCCUUUUCCAUCAUUUUGCUAGGACGCCUCAGGGAAAGGCUCGGUUAAGACGAAAGUUUCUUCGCCCUAGCACGGAUCUCGCAUGUAUAAGAGAGAGAAAUGACUUUAUAAGCACAUAUCUGCGUUCCGACAAUGGCGUGGCUAUCGAAAAGCUUACAAAAAGCUUGAAAGGGAUAAAGAAUUUACGUCCAGUGAUGGUGCAUGUGAGAAAGGGUAUCAGUUCGGGAAAUGCCAAGUUCAAAGCGUUCAAAAGUGGCGUUUGGGCAACGCUUUUGGAAUUUGCUUUUCACGCUAUAGAUGUGCGCGAAACGAUACGAACCGUUACAGGUGCAGAGAACCUGGACAUACAUGCGAGGGUUCUCGAUAAACUGGAUAUAGCUAUUCUGCAUCAGGUUGGGAGAAUCAUACAUGAAACAGUCGACCUUCAAAGCUCGAUUGAGGAGCAUCGAACUGUUGUCAAGCAAAGGAUGGAUCGAGAACUAGACGACCUCAAGGAAGCAUACAAUGGCCUGGACAAUUUGCUCAACCAGGUGGCCAUAAAUAUUGCUAGCACCAUACCCGAAAGACUAAGUAAUGACCUCAAUGUCAUUUACUUUCCCCAACUUGGGUUCAAUAUUGCCAUGCCACUCGAUGAAAGAGGUAGAGCCGUUUACAAUGGCGGAGAUCAGCCGUGGGACCAAAUAUUUACUACGGAAAAUCGAGUUUACUUCAAAGAUUACCGCAUGCGAGAAAUGGACGAAAAGUUUGGAGACAUCUACGGGCUGAUUUGUGAAAAGGAAAUUGAAAUCGUCUACGAGAUGGCACAAAAGGUCCUUCAAUAUGAAAACACGCUUGUGGAAGCCUCAGAUAUAUGCGGAGAAUUAGAUAGCCUUCUAGCUCUCGUUCAAGGGGCUAGCUUAUACAAGCUUAUACGACCACAGAUGACGCAGGACAACAGUAUCAUAAUCAAGGGCGGGCGCCAUCUUUUGCAUGAAGUUACCGUUCCUACAUUUAUCCCAAAUGAUACCCUCAUCGUUGGCGGAAACAAAGGAGAGGGACCAUCCCCAAGCCCUUCUGCUCCACUUUUGGAAAAUUCAGAUGUCAUUGUUGAAACUCAGGGCCCAAGUAUGCUUUUGCUGACAGGCCCAAAUUACUCUGGAAAAAGUGUUUAUUUGAAACAGCUGACAACCCUCUGGGUGGCUCUAAUUGUGUACAUGGCACACAUUGGGAGUUUCGUCCCUGCAGAAAGUGCUAGAAUUGGAAUCACAGAUAAAAUACUAACCCGGAUAACAACGAGAGAAACUGUGUCCAAGGCAAGAUGGAGCUCCUUUAUGAUCGAUUUGCAGCAAAUGUCCUAUGCAUUGACCCUCGCAACCGAACGAAGCCUGAUUAUAGUCGACGAAUUUGGCAAGGGAACAGAGUCAACUGAUGGCGCCGGCCUUGCCUGUGGAUUAUUUGAACACUUGCUGAGUCUGGGUGAGAAGAGGCCAAAGGUGCUGGCUGCAACCCACUUCCACGAAAUAUUCGAGAACGGAUUUCUACCACCAAGAAGGGAGCUUGGCUUUGGGUAUAUGGAAGUACAAGUUGAUUCGACUGCGAGGGAUGUGGAAAAUCAGGUCACUUUCCGGUCCGGACGUAGCAAUGCCAGUUUUGGGACCAACUGUGCAGCAUUGAAUGGCAUUGAUCCAGCGAUAAUCGCACGAGCAAACGAAAUUGGCACUCUUGUUGCCCGUGGUGAAGACCUUGUGGUCAUUUGCGCAAAGAUGUCUGCGGGUGAAAUGGAGGUACUUGAAGAAUCUGAGAGCAUCGCGAGGAGAUUCCUCGCGACGGACUUUUCGAGAACAGAAGCUGCUUCGGGCCCUGGGAGCGAAGGUUAUGAGCGCCCCGAAGCUUUGCUCGAGAAUAUUAUAGGUAACAGGUAUUAUAGCACUGUAAUGGGUGGGUUUACGUGA